Pichia kudriavzevii is the source of this 2001-nucleotide messenger RNA. RefSeq lists its product as uncharacterized. Bases 1 to 2001 code for a protein of 666 amino acids. The transcript has a single exon. NCBI's taxonomy places the organism in Eukaryota, Fungi, Ascomycota, Pichiomycetes, Pichiales, Pichiaceae. The record is from RefSeq and is a predicted model, not a curated record.
AUGAUGACGCUAACGGAAUCCACCCUUGGUAGUCCCUCUCUGGAAUUACCCAAAACAACUGAUUCUGACUCAACGAUUGUACCGAACCCUCGGAAAUCUCUAAAUGAACAUUACAGGUGUGCAUCACCUACCAGCUCUGAGUCUUCUGUCAGUAUAUCAAAUUCGUCAACAAAGUAUCAAGGGAGACGAUAUAAUGGUAAAUUGCCUAUCACUGAGAUUCCAGAAUUAGUUGAAUUGUGCCAGCAAUUCCUGAAGUCCCAGAAUAUCACGGGGUUAUCUAUGAUUGCAAGACAAGCUGGUUUGCCUCCACAUUUGAGACACAAAAUAUGGCCAUUGUUGCUCAAAAGCCAUCCAUUUGUUCAAAAUCCUUACGUUGAAAUCGAUCUCGACGAUUACGAAGAAAGGAAAGCAGAACCAGAUGGUGAUGAAAAUCAUGACGUGAAAGGUACCAGUGGUGACAUAAAGAGCUACACUGUACCCAUAAAAGAAAUCAGAUUUGAUCUGGGAAAAUACCUUAGGUCUGCUGAACGCUAUUAUCCGAAAACUAUAACUCACGAAAUAAAAGAUAUGUUUGAAAUUCAGGGAAAGAUUUUUGAUGUCAUCGAGAAUGCAAUCAUAAAAUUUCUAAAAAAAUGGGGGUCGAUUAUUCAUUAUAACUCAUCACUUACGUGGAUUGCUUUAGGUUUAGCUGAAUGGGUUCCACCGUUGGAAAAUUCCCAAUUUGUUCUUUGCGGACGUGAUGAUAUUGCUAGGAAUGGAACAAAACUUAGAAAUAUCAAUGACAAUUAUUUUGAGAAGAUAACACGCUCUACAUAUUCCUCGGAAACUUCUUCAACUACUUUCGAUUCACCAUAUACCCACUCACCCGUUUCGUUUACUCCUUCGGCUAGCCCGAUGAAUACGCCCCCAAUUGGACAUAAGCCGAUGUCAUUUGCCGAAAUUUAUGAAAGAAUGGCAUUGGUUAUUUUACAUUCACCGGACCCUGCGCAGCUGGAAGAUUCAAAAAAAUAUGAGUCUACACAAAUGUUACCAAUUUUAAAAGACUCCGAGCACCUAUCAAUUUCUCCGUAUUUGGGUGGCACUAUCAAAGAUCGAGUAUCUUUUUUCUUAUCUUGCAUGAGGAAGUUACUGCCCGAGUUACACAGUUAUAUGGCUGAAGAAGACUGUUUAAAUGGUGAUUGGCUAUUAUGGUGGUUAAAAUAUGAUGGUAGUAAAGUGUGGUCGAGAUAUGAUAGAGGCAGAACGUGGGAUUUGAUUCUAGGCUAUCGAUCCGAUAUUAAAAAUUUUGAAUCUGACAUGAAAGAACUAUCAGAGUUGACAUCAGAGCAGAUUCACUUGUUAGGUCAGGAUUUGUUUUGGACUCCCCUAGAUGGUAUAAAGGAAGAAGAAAAUGGGAAUAACAAGCCAGAUAAUUUGGGACUUGAUUCUGGUGGUGAAGACGACGACGUUAAUGGUGAUGAAGCUAUUGAUGAGAAACAGGAUGAAACCUUACAACAUUUUUCAAAACCUUGUAGAUCAGAAUCUGUUUUGACUAUUUCUAAAAGUGAGAAUCCGUUGGUGAUUAUUGAAAAGACACCGACUUUUGGCGCAUUAUCACUUGAUUCUCUUUCUUCUGAAUUACCAUCAUUGGAUGAUAUUGAGCCCAUACACGAAUUACCAUUUUCGAAGGUUCACCCACACAUCGAGAUAAUUUUCAUCAGCCUUGCAUUUCUAAAAAGUAAAGAAUACACCAUCACUGAACUAGAUCAAAGUGAAAUCAAGACACUACUUAACAGGUUGUCUAGCUUGAAAACAGAUUCGGGUGAAAUGAAUUCUUUUGUUAAUACAAAUGAUGAAAACCAAAGAAUAACAAACAUCCACUCACAACAUAACCAUGAAAAUUCUAAUGGCGAGAGGCGAAAAUCCAACAGAGAUAUUGAAAACAUUUUAGUUGAAGCUGGUGAACUCUGGAGGAAGUUCCUAUACAUAUAUAUGAUGGAGGAAUCUGACCUUGAAAAAUGA